AUGGCUUAUGCUGCUGUUGGUUCUCUUCAACUGACAAUUGAGCGACUCCUAAAUACGUCAAAUAUUUCGAUUGUUCAAAAUUCCUCUCCAAAAGCUAUUGACCUUCUGUACAAGGAAGUUCGUUCGUUGCGAGGAGUUCUCAGAUCAGAAUUCGAUAAAAGGAGGAGCACCAUUAACAUGAAGAUGGUUAAAAGUUUGGAGACAGAAAUCACAGAGGCAGUGUACCGAUUUGAAGAUGUAAUUGACUCCCAUCUCUCAGAUCAGUUUCUUUUACAAUCUGAAGAGAUUCAUCCAUUGUCGAUAUCGGUGGACCUUCAAGAACUAGAGCAAGAUAUCGAUUCCUUUAUCGAAAUGGUGCACGAUAUGAAGAAGGCUUACAUUCAUGAGUUACGCAACCCAUCGGAAGAAGAAGAAGAAGAAGAAGAAGAAGAAGAAGGGUCAAGAUCUGAUUAUGGUGGAUAUGAGUCUAAAAUGGUUGGAUUAUCUGAUUUAUUUAUGAUGAUAAUCCAAUAUCAGUUUCUUCCGCAAUAUGAAAAGAUGAUUGUCUCGCUCGUAGGGAUGGCGGGCAUUGGUAAGACUACUCUUGCCAUAAAACUCUUUCAAGAUCCAUUCAGUGCGAGUCACUACAACACACAUGUGUCCGUGACCAUAGGCCCAAAAUUCCGGUUACCGGACAUCUUGGUAGAUAUUCUGACACAGGUGAAUCCUGACAUUGAUGAAAUAAUGCUUAUGGAUGGAGAAAAGGUAUUGGGUGAGCUGAAAGAGAUGGUGUAUGGAGGUUUAAAGGAUUUGAGAUACUUCAUUCUUUUGGAUGAUGUAUGGGACCAAGAGCUUUGUUAUGAGCUGACGGAACUAUUUCCGGACAACAAAAAUGGUAGUUUAGUAUUGAUCACAACUAGGCUACAAGAAGUAGCUGAAUGUGCCGACCCUUUGACUAUUUUCAAAAUACCAUUUCUCAAUGAGAAAGAAAGUUGGGAUCUUCUUCGUAAGAAGGUGUUUGAUGAAGAAGAGUCGUUUUGUUAUGAACUUGUGAGAGCUGGAAAAAAGAUUGCCAAGAAUUGUGAAGGUCUUCCUCUUACAAUCGUCACAGUUGGCGAAAUCCUGUCAAAAGCCGAUAAGACAAUAGCAUAUUGGAACGAGGUAGCUGAUGAUAAACAACAUUCAGUAUACAAGGAUGCAUAUGAUCAAAUGUCGAAUCAACUCUACCCAAGUUACGACUACUUGGAACAACAUUUAAAAGCAUGCUUACUCUACGGUGGAGCUUUCCCACAAAAUUAUGCCAUGCCCUUGGAAUACCUGAUCAACUUGUGGAGUGUUGAAGGGUUUCUUGACUCGGAACCAGUUUCUUACACAAAUAAUGCCAUAUUUGCCAUAGAUCGUCCCUUUUAUUAUUUGAUUGAACUUUGUUCCAAAAACGUUAUCAUGUAUGACGAAGAAGUAUGCUGCUAUCGCCUCCAUUCAUCCUUCUGGUACAUGUGCAACAAAGAAGCUGCGAGUAACAAGUUUUUCUACGCCUUCAAUUGUCUUGAUGAUGCUUUACUGGAAGAGGAUCUAAACUAUCAGCGACGAUUAUGCAUCCGAAAUAAUGUUCUACUUGCCAUUGAAGAUGUCCACAGCUCAAUUGCAUCUGCUUUAAAGGUACGCUCUCUCCUAUGCACUGGUCCAUAUCAUCAUUACCCGGUACCGUUGUGUUUGGAUGAUUUAACGUUGCUCAGGGUAUUGCACACUCUCAGUAUCAGAUUCUUUGAGUUCCCAAUGGAAGUGGUGAAACUAGUUCAACUAAGAUACCUUUCCCUUACUUAUGAUAAAAAGCUCCCUACUUCCAUAUCCAAACUCUUCAACCUUGAGUACUUGAACGUUGAUCGUCAUCAAAGCAUCAUACAAUCUGACGGGAAUCCAUCGUAUCUGCCUUCUGAGAUAUGGAAUAUGAAAGAAUUGAAGUCUCUUCAAGCCUUGGGACGAGACCUACCGCACCCUUGUCGUGAAGGAUCUCUCCUCCCAAACCUAUUACAACUUAAUGGUGUGAGUCCUCAAAGUUGUACCAAAGACGUUUUUGAAAAAAUCCCUAAUCUAGAGGUUUUACAGAUCAAAAUUGAAUUGGGUCCCGAUGCUUCUGAACCGUUGAGCUGCUUUGACCAUAUUUCCCAUCUCAAUAAACUGAAAACACUAGCAUGUGCCAUUGUGAAUCCUGUAUUCAAGACAGGGGUUGUUACCCCGCUUGCUCCUCUUUCACUCUUGCCAUCAAGCCUUACGUUGUUAACUCUGAGCGGCUUAGGAUACCCGUGGGAAGAAAUAAGCAAGAUUUCUUCAUUGCCAAAUCUUGAAAAUCUGAAAUUGCACUCAUAUGCCUUUCGAGGCCCAGAGUGGGAGGUUCGUGACACCGAAUUCCAAAGGCUUCAAUUUCUUGAUAUUGAAGACACUGAUCUGGAGCGAUGGACGUUUCAUGAUUCGAGUUCAUGCUUCCAUGCGAUACAGUCGCUCAGCAUAAAGCAUUGCUACAAGUUGAAAGAGAUCCCUGUGACAUUCGGUACAUCUCUUCAAAGCGUUGAGCUAGUUGCAGUGAGUUGUGAAGAGAAAUUUAAGAAGGAUUGGGAAGACAAAUACGGUGAUCAAGAACGUUCAGUACUUGUUAUAGUCUCUUAUGUUCAGUGA
Erythranthe guttata (spotted monkey flower) is the source of this 2652-nucleotide messenger RNA. NCBI's taxonomy places the organism in Eukaryota, Viridiplantae, Streptophyta, Magnoliopsida, Lamiales, Phrymaceae. The record is from RefSeq and is a predicted model, not a curated record.